This is a messenger RNA of Mytilus trossulus (common blue mussel), 1703 nucleotides long. RefSeq names its product cytochrome P450 2J6-like. Gene Ontology annotation, biological process: xenobiotic metabolic process. The transcript has 9 exons. Gene Ontology annotation, cellular component: cytoplasm; intracellular membrane-bounded organelle. The record is from RefSeq and is a predicted model, not a curated record. Bases 140 to 1609 code for a protein of 489 amino acids. Gene Ontology annotation, molecular function: steroid hydroxylase activity; iron ion binding; oxidoreductase activity, acting on paired donors, with incorporation or reduction of molecular oxygen, reduced flavin or flavoprotein as one donor, and incorporation of one atom of oxygen. Lineage: Eukaryota; Metazoa; Mollusca; Bivalvia; Mytilida; Mytilidae.
CCUAACCACAUUUCCGGAUCGAGUGAUUCAAGUUGUUAGUAUACUUAUUGUACGAAUGUGUUAUCUAUUUGCGCUCAUAUACUUGAUUUCAUGGACCAUAACCUAGCUUUUGUGAUCUCAAAAUAAUUCAUCAAAACAAAUGAUGGAACAGCUUUUUACUGUGGGAUUGAUAACAUUGAUUGUGGUUUUCAUAACUUAUUUGAUAUAUAUCCGAUAUUUGACACCAGGUGAUACUCUUCCUGGACCAAAGGCAUGGCCCUUUUUAGGAAAUCUUAUCAUGGUUAGUAGAGCCAAAAACUUUUACCAGCUGACAAAAGAUUUACAAAAGGAGUAUGGGAACGUUUUCAAAUUAAAGUUAGGGCAGAUAACUAUUGUGUUUAUUUCCGGACACACGAAUAUAUCCAAAGUUAUGGUUGAUGAUGGCGAAAACUCAUCGCAUAGACCAACCUGGAUGUUUUGUCCUAAGCACAUCUUUAAAGGAAAAGGCAUUGUAUGGGCGAAUGGACAUCAGUGGCUGGAAUUAAAUAAACUAAUAAUGCAGGCUCAACAUGAGACAACAGUCAUAGAGAAUAUGCAACAACAGCUAGCUCUAGAGGUCAACAAACUUUGCCAAUGUUUCAGUCCAAAUGAAGCCACGGAUCCGUUAGACCAUUUCUUUAACAGUACAUUUAAUAUAAUGUCGAUAGUGGCAUUCGGAAAAAGAUUUGAAUAUGAGGAACCUGAUUUUACGACGUUGCGUACUAAAGUUAAGUACAUCUUUAAACAUGGUCAAAGUUUGGGUAGAAAGGAAACUUUGUUUAGCUGGCUUGCUCUGUUUACAAAAUCUCAGGUCAGUGAGGUUGUUGGAGAAAUGGACAAACUUCACGCAUUAAUUAAACGAAAACUUGAGAAUCAUAUUACUGACCAUAAUUCAAAGAUCCCACGUGAUCUGUUGGAUGUGUAUUUGAAUCUAUCUGAAACAGAAAGAAAAGACAGUGCCUUAUCAGAAUCUAAUUUUUUCCAAGCUAUCAUUGAUAUGUAUAUAGCAGCAUAUGAGACGUACACAGGCACAAUGAUGGCAUUGGUGUUUUAUCUGCUGAAAUACCCGGAUGUCCAGAAAAAAUGCAGGGAGGAAAUACAUAGGGUGUGUAGAGGAAAACAAACAGUAACGAUCGAAGACAGAGAUGAACUACGUUAUGUGGAAUCAACUAUUAAAGAAGUAUUACGUAUUGCUAAACCAGUUGUACUUGCCAUUUACAGAACCAAUCCGCGUGAAAUAAAAGUAGAGAAAAAUACUAUUCCAGCUGAGUCUAUCAUAUUGUUUGAUUUAAAUGAUCCACAGAUCGACCCUAAACUAUGGGACCGUCCUAAUGAAUUUGAUCCUGACAGAUGGACAACGCCACAGAAGAAUGGAUACCUUCCCUUUGGUAUAGGACCAAGGAGAUGUGUAGGUGCACCAACAGUCGAAAUGUCUCUUUUCUUUAUGAUAACAAAUAUACUGAAGAAGUUUGAAUUGAUACCCGAAGACGAGAGAAACUUGCCUAUGGAACGAGACUGGACUGGCAUAUCUCUGUUUCCUAAACCCUUUAAAAUGUUCAUGAAGCCCGUUGAAUAUUAUAACAAAGCAUAAUGUGCAAAUACUACAAAAUUUGUAUUUAGCAACAUAGUUAUGCAAUUUAUAUACUUCUGUACUGUGAAAAAAUCAAUAAAUAUAAUUUCCCUUC